AUGGCUUUUGCAAAACCUCAAAGUCAAAGAGCGUCUUUUUCUUCAAUUUCUACUCGUGGUUGGAAUUACGAUGUUUUCUUGAGCUUUAUGGGUGAAGAUACCCGCCAUAAAUUUGCAGAUCAUCUCUACAGAGCUUUGAAUCAGAAAGGAGUUCGUACCUUUAGGGAUAAUGAAGAGCUAGGAAGAGGAGAAGAGAUUGCACCAGAACUUUUAAAAGCUAUUGAAGAGUCCAGGAUUUGCCUCAUAGUUCUGUCGGAAAACUAUGCCCGUUCUAAGUGGUGUUUGGAUGAACUGGCAAAGAUCAUGGACUGCAGGCAGAAAAUGGGAAAAUUAGUUUUUCCGAUUUUCUACCAUGUGGAACCAUUCCGUGUGCGAGGACAGACUGGGAGUUACAAAGAAGCAUUUGAAAUGCAUGAAAAAAAUGCAGACCAGGAGGGAAUGCAGAAGAUUCAGAGGUGGAGGAAAGCGUUGACGAUGGUGGCGAAUAUUAGCGGAUGGAUUUUACAGAAUGGGCCUGAGGCUCAUGUUAUUGAGGAGAUUACUUCCACUGUUUGGAAGAGUUUAAAUAGGGAAUUCUUACAUGUUGAGAAGAACCUUGUUGGGAUGGAUCGACGAAGGGCAUCUUCUACUUGUACUUCUAUUGGUUCAUGGGAUUAUGAAGUUUUCUUGAGCUUUAAGGGUGAAGAUACCAGAUACAAUUUCACAGAUCAUCUCUACGCAGCUUUGUAUCAGAAAGGGAUUCGUACCUUUAGAUUGGGUGAGAUCAGGGGAGAAGAGGUUGCAUCAGCUCUUUUUAAAGCUAUUGAGAAGUCAAGGUGCAUCCUUGUGGUUCUCUCAAAAUACUUUGCCCACUCCAGAUGGUGUUUGGACGAAUUGGUGAAGAUCAUGGAGUGCAGGAACCAAAAUGGAAAAGUAAUUCUUCCAGUUUUCUAUCAUGUGGAUCCUUCCAAUGUGCGAAAGCAGGAAGGGUGGUAUGGAGAAGCAUUAGCCCAACAUGAAUCAAGAAACAUUUUUGGCCACAAGACACAGAGGUGGAGAGCAGCUUUGAGGGAAGUGGGCAAUCUUUCUGGAUGGCAUGUACAGAAUGGGUCUGAGGCGGAUUAUAUUGAAGAUAUUACUCGUGUUAUUUUGAUGAGAUUUAGUCAUAAACUCUUACAUGUUGACAAGAACCUCAUUGGGAUGGAUUAUCAUUUGGAAGAAAUGGAAGAAAAUUUUCCAUGGAUGAUGGAUUCAAUAUCAAAUGAUGUUCGCAUGGUUGGGAUCUAUGGACUUGGAGGAAUUGGUAAGACAACCAUUGCCAAAGUUUUAUAUAAUCAAAUUGCUGCUCAAUUCAUGAUUACUACCUUUAUUGCAAAUGUUAGAGAGGAUUCGAAAAGUCAGGGUCUACUUCAUUUACAAAAGCAACUCCUUCAUGAUAUCUUGCCAAGAAGGAAGAACUUUAUAAGCACUAUUGAUGAAGGGAUCUAUAUGAUAAAAGACAGGCUCUGCUUUAAAAAGGUUCUUCUUGUGCUCGAUGAUGUUGAUGAUUUGAACCAAUUAGAAGCCUUAGUUGGUGAUCAUAAUUGGUUUGGUCCAGGUAGUAGAAUUAUUGUAACAACUAGAGAUAAGCAUUUGCUAGAGGUGCAUGAAGUGGAUACAUUAUAUGAGGCUAAGAAAUUAGAUCACAAGGAAGUUGUUGAACUCUUUUGUUGGAAUGCGUUUAAACAAAACCACCCCAAGGAAGAUUAUGAAACACUUUCAAAUUUUGUAGUAUAUUAUGUUAAUGGUUUGCCAUUAGGUCUUAAAGUUUUGGGUUGUUUCCUAUAUGGCAAGAUAGUACGUCAAUGGGAAAGUGAAUUGCAUAAACUAGAAUGGGAACCUAACCAAGAAAUUCAAUGUGUGCUUAAGAGAAGUUAUGAUGAAUUAGAUUGCACACAACAACAGAUAUUCCUAGAUGUUGCUUGCUUCUUUAAUGGAGAGGAUAAAGAUUUUGUUACUAGAAUCCUAGAGGCUUGUAACUUCUAUGCAGAGAGUGGAAUACGAGUCCUUGGUGAUAAGUGCCUCAUAAGUAUUGUAGACAACAAGAUAUGGAUGCAUGAUUUGUUACAACAAAUGGGGCAAGACAUUGUUGGACAAGAAUUUCUUGAAGAACCUGGAAAAUGGAGUAGAUUGUGUUAUCCUGAUGUUGUAAGUCGUGUAUUAACAAGAAAAAUGGUAAGAGCGAAUGGCAAAUGA
Messenger RNA from Vitis riparia (riverbank grape), 2214 nucleotides. RefSeq names its product disease resistance protein RUN1-like. The transcript is spliced from 3 exons. The coding region runs from base 1 to 2214 and encodes 737 amino acids. NCBI's taxonomy places the organism in Eukaryota, Viridiplantae, Streptophyta, Magnoliopsida, Vitales, Vitaceae. Gene Ontology annotation, biological process: signal transduction; defense response. Gene Ontology annotation, molecular function: ADP binding. The record is from RefSeq and is a predicted model, not a curated record.